Coregonus sp. 'balchen' is the source of this 32355-nucleotide messenger RNA. The record is from the annotation of a GenBank genome assembly. Lineage: Eukaryota; Metazoa; Chordata; Actinopteri; Salmoniformes; Salmonidae.
UGUUGUGGACUUCACCUGCACCCACCUCUGUUUCUAGAUGGUCUGACGUUUCUGAAUACCGACAAGGAGGAAGACACAGACAGGCCGGCCGGCCAGCAAGAUAGAGGAACAAGUACUGGUUUCAGGGCUUGCUCUACUCUGGUACCUCCUUAGGAUAUAAUAGAGGCAAGGAGGCUGUAGGGGGCAAGGUGUCAGGCUCAGCAUCCUCAAUGUCCUCAGUGCCAUCUUCCCCCAGAGUCACUACGGACAGCUUCGCCUUCUGUCUGGUGGAGGAGAUGACAUCAUCAACAGUCGCCGACACCAGCUUUGCCAGACUCAGAGAUGAUGGGCUCAUCAGCCCAGGGGGCAAAGCCCAAACUACACUGGCACUCCUUCCCACCAGCCCUCCCAAAAGCCCCAUGGCUUUAAAGAUGGCCUCAGACAAUGGGUUAGGAUUUGACAACGAGACUGAGGAUGACUUUUUAUAUAAUAAGCAGGAGCGUUCGACGGUCCUGGUCCGUAGGUUCUUGAGGGAUAACCAGAGGGUGAAGAAGUCGGUGUGUACAGGAACCAGGGCUAUCAUCAGGACGUUACCCACCGGGAGGAUCGGUGAGGAGGCUUGGGACGCUGUCUGCGGAAGGGUGCCCCUCCAGCUGUGGGAUGAGGAGGACCACCAAACUUCUGGUGGAUACAGCCGAUUGAGUGGAUACAGUGGACACAGUUCAACCUCUCAGAGUCUACAUCUGCAAGUGUGUAAACCUCUCCUUGGAAAAACAGGAGACAUGUUUUUUGAGGUAAGAGCAUACACACAGUUGGCUUUAAUGGUCCCAUUGAGCAAAACUGUGUCACUUUUUGUUUAAAACUACUUUGGGAAAUCCCUAGACUACACUGGACUACACAUACCUAGACCACACACACACAUACACAGCGUGUCUCAGAAAGGAAAUGUGUGUUAAAAAAAAAACGGAUACAGUGCUACAGUAUGUGGUGUGAGUCAAAACUCAGGUUGACGUAUUUUGGGAUGAAUCUUGUCCUGGAGGCAUAGCUGAGUGAUUUCCAUUAGAUGGGCCAGUGGCAAUGUAAAAAUUGGCUAUAUAUCGUAAACAUUUAUGCAUUUUUUUGUUGUUGCCUUUUUGGUCUUAAUUUAAGGUUAGGGUUAGGCAUAAGGUUAGCAGUUUGCUUAAGGUUAGGGGUAGGUUUCAAAUCUGAUUGCAUGACUUUGUAGUUGUGCCAGUUAGUGACCAGCCUGCAGAGCUGACUCCAGUACAUGUCAUCCCAAUAAAUGCCAACCUGCAGCCAAAACUCACCGAGCUGCAGUGGAAAUGAGGGUUGGGGCAGCCGGGUAUGAGAGCGGAGGGGAGGGGUGGUUAAGUUAAGUAGAACACUAGAGGCCUGUAUUAUAGAGGGUGCGUCUCAAAUGGCACCUUAUUCCCUAUAUAGUGCACUACUUUUGACCAGAGCCUUAUGGUCAAAAGUAGUGCACUAUAAAGGCAAUAGGGGGCCAUUUGAGACGCUGCUAGAGGGUCUGGGCUUGCUGCUCUGCUCUAGUGGUUACACACCCAAUGGAAAAGUUAGGCUACACCAUUACAUCACAAUCACUUGGCAGAUGGUUACAAUCUCAACCAUGCGAAACAAAUACAGUCAGUGGAAAACAAAGCACUCACACUCCAGAGUUUAUUUUUAAGGGGCUGCCGAGUCAAAAACUACAAACUUCAGGAGAAAUGAAAGGAAUAACUUGCCUACUUAUAGCUCCAACCUGUGGGAAUUGUUUGGCAGGUAGACCCAGAGCAGGUGAAAACAGUCACAGCCUAUUGAAAGAAAGACCUGUCAGAUAAGGAUGAUAGAACUGAGGGGAUAACGGGGAUGGUCUGUCUUCAGUUCUCUUUACACCUUCACCAGGAAUCAUGAAAGGAUGGUGAUGUCUGUGUUGACUUUUAAGAAAUAUAUUUUCCCAGGACCCCAAUGGAAAAAUGCCUUGGCCUUUAUUAUGUUUUAUUCUCAAUCAAUGUUUUAUGUAAAGUUGUUAAAACAGGACAGUGUGUACAGUGGUCCAACACAAUAACGAGUUUAUGAGUACAUUCCUAUAAAGGGGAAUGAGGAGUGGUAUGACCUCAGAGGGGGUUAUGAUGCAGCCUAGUCUGGGAUUCAAACAACAACAAAGUGGGUCCCCUGCCACUUUUGGAGACAAACGUUUUUUAAAAGUAUUUACCAAUCACAGAGUGCCCCUUUAGAAGUCAGUAAGCCUCGGAGAAUGAACUGCAGACCUCAUUCAGUACUAAUUCUGCAGCGGCAAUAGACUGUACGCUGCUGGUAAUAAUACAGUGGAUUAGACUGCCACCUAGUGGUUUGCUAUAUAUUGGUACUGCUCACGUAAACCCUUGGCACAGAGAAGUGUCCAAACUAAUCUGGAAAACACUGAUGUUUGCUCGUCCAAGCAAUAACACACCUGAUUCAACUUAUCAAUAAAUCAUAGUCUUUAAUAAAUACUUUAUUAUAUGAAUUAGGGUAAAUUAAUUGCUCUCCUUUUGAAAAUAAAUUCCAUGGUCGAUUAAACUGACAGCCGAAGACAUGAAAUUAACUGCAACUGUUGUUGUACAAUAGGUAUUUGUACUGAACCACUGUGGUCUCAGCAGAAAAUAAGACUUUAAGAUCCUUGUUAAGUCAUUUCUGUAGAAAAUAAUACCAGAAUCUGUUUCUGUAAUCAGUGAUCAGGGUUAAAAGAGGUCAUUUCAAGGUUGACUGAACUCAUUAGUGUGGGUCAGGGUUGAAGACAAUUCAGGGAAUUUCAGGGGGGAAAUUCAGUUCAUGAAGGGAAAACAUUGCCAUUGAAAAUAGCAGACAUGGUAAUUGAAUAAACAAUUGUGAUUGGUAACUGUGUGUGUGUAAAGGAUGUCACGCUGCUUGCUUAGCGAGUACCGCUUCCUCCUGAUUCGGCUCAUACCAAGGCUCGAACCCAGGACCUCUGCCUUGCUAACACACGUGACCACCCUCCUGAUGCGUCUUCCGCACCACGGAAAAGCUAGCUUUUGGGGGACACUUUAGACUGAGGAGUGAUUUUCGUGUGUCCUGUGUGUGUCUUCUCUUGAGUGCACUCACUGCUGACAUGAUAGCAUAAGGCUUUGUUUACACAGUAAAGAGAUUUUCACGCAUCACCCAAACUGCUGUGGUUAGAGUAGGAGAUGAGCAACAGUGAUGUGUUUUAUAUAUAAAGGUCAUGUUCUUCUAAUAACUCCUCUUACAGAUGUCAAGUCUCCCUAACCAUAUAAGGGGAGCUGUCUCUCUCUCUCUUUCUCUCUCUCUCUCUAAUUUUGCUCCCUCCCUCCUCUUAGGUUUCAGACAUUCUCUUUCUCUUCUGUCUCAAACAUAUCUCUCUCCCUAUCUCUUGCAAUCACUACAAACUGGAACAUAUGGACAUGACACUGCUAUUGCAGAUUGAUUGACUUUCUCUAAUUUUGGAGGCUGUAUUACAUUAGGCAUGAUCUUCUAACGUAAGUCAAAAUAUAUUUUCUCUGUCAUUCAGAUGGUUUAUUCAAUGAAAGCAGUAACACUAGUACUUAACUAACAUUUCUAUCAAACCAUGCAUACUAUCAUCUUAGUUAUUCGUAUCAGUGGUGAUCGCUCAAGGUAGAGUAUGAUUGUGUUCCUGAUGGUAAAUGUGGGUCCUAUUUGUCGGUCUUCAGACAUCUUGAUUCUGAUCAACUGUUUUGUAAAACCCUACAAGACAGGCAGAAUGUUGCUUGUGACAGUAUAUCUUAUAGUGUUACAAGGGUUCCAUACAUGAUCUUGUGGCACAACUAUAAUUUCAGGUAGUUUCAUUACAAACAUACAGUACAGAAUAUUUAUGCAUCCUUGUGACAAGUGCUGCAGUAUUAGAGUCUAUUGAAGGCUCUAUGGAUGGCUGAAGUGAUACCAAAAACCAUAACAAGAUUAUAUUGCAGAGGGAUGUGUAUCCCUGGUUUGGUGUAAUAUGGCAGAAUAGUUUCUAGCCAAUGUAUAGACUGUACACAUAUGGAUUAAGUGUAUCAGGUCCAUGGCCAACAUCUGCAGCAACCUUACACAGUUUGACCAAUUGUUUUAUUUUUAUUUAAGACAUAUUGAGACCUUGGUCUCUUUUACAAAUGUGCCCAUUAAAGGUUUUUUCUUUAUUUGUACUAUUUUCUACAUUGUAGAAACCAAAAAAGUGUUAAACAAAUCAAAAUAUAUUUUAGAUUCUUCAAAAUAGCCACCCUUUGCCUUGAUGACAGCUUUGCACACUCUUGGCAUUCUCUCAACCAGCUUCAUGAGGAAUGCUUUUCCAACAGUCUUGAAGGAGUUCCCACAUAUCCUUCACUCUGCGGUCCAACUCAUCCCAAACCAUCUCAAUUGGGUUGAGGUCAGGUGAUUGUGGAGGCCAGGUCAUCUGAUGCAGCACUCCAUCACUCUCCUUGGUAAAAUAGCCCUUACACAGCCUGGAGGUGUGUUUGGGAUCAUUGUCCUGUUGAAAAACAAAUGAUAGUCCCACUAAGCCCAAACCAGAUGGGAUGGCGUAUCACUGUAGAAUGCUGUGGUAGCCAUGCUGGUUAAGUGUGCCUUGAAUUCUAAAUAAAUCACAGACAGUGUCACCAGCAAAGCACACCAUCACACCUCCUCCAUGCUUCACGGUGGGAACCACACAUGCGGAGAUCAUCCGUUCACCUACUCCGCUGUGUCUCACAAACACGUGGUUGGAACCAAAAAUCUCAAAUUUGGACUCAUCAGACCAAAGGACAGAUUUCCACCAGUCUAAUGUCCAUUGCUCGUGUUUCUUGGCCCAAGCAAGUCUCUUUUUCUUAUUGAUGUCCUUUAGUAGUGGUUUCUUUGCAGCAAUUCGACCAUGAAGGCCUGAUUCACGCGGUCUGAUGUUAAGAUGUGUCUGUUACUUGAACUCUGUGAAGCAUUUAUUUGGGCUGCAAUCUGAGGUGCAGUUAACACUAAUGAACUUAUCCUCUGCAGCAGAGGUAACUCUGGUCUUCUUUUCCUGUGGCAGUCCUCAUGAGAGCCAGUUUCAUCAUAGCACUUGAUGGUUUUUGCGACUGCACUUGAAGAAACUUUCAAAGUUCUUGAAAUUUUCCGGAUUGACUGACCUUCAUGUCUUAAAGUAAUGAUGGACUGUCGUUUCUCUUUGCUUAUUUGAGCUGUUCUUGCCAUAAUAUGGACUUGGUCUUUUACCAAAUAAGGCUAUCUUCUGUAUACCACCCCUACCUUGUCACAACACAACUGAUUGGCUCAAACGCAUUAAGAAGAAAGAAAUUCCACAAAUUAACUUUUAACAAGGCACACCUGUUAAUUGAAAUGCAUUCCAGGUGACUACCUCAUGAAGCUGGUUGAGAGAAUGCCAAGAGUGUGCAAAGCUGUCAUCAAGGCAAAGGGUGGCUGCUUUGAAGAAUCUCAAAUAUAUAAUAUAUUUGAUUUUUUAAACACUUUUUUGGUUACUACAUGAUUCCAUAUGUGUUAUUUCAUAGUUUUGAUGUCAUCACUAUUAUUCUACAAUGUAGAAAAUAGUAAAAAGAAAGAAGAACCCUUGAAUGAGUAGGUGUGUCCAAACUUCUGACGGGUACUGUGUAUACUGUAUUUACACAUUUAAAAUACAAAAACACAGUCAUGGUAAGCACAAAUAAACAUUACAAAUCACCCAGAAAAACAGUUACAUUCCUCCACAAAUAAGUCCCCAAUUAAUACUUUAAAUUGCCCGAACAGCACCAGAACAUCAAGAUGAAAUGUGUUAGUGUGUUCUCUCUCGUCCCACUAGACUAAACAUGUGGUUUCUGUUUAAUUUCAUUUAAACAGAUAGAACACAUGAGAUUUAAGCCAUACAUGAAAGGUAUUUGAGUAACACUUAACAUUAAUUUAUCAUUUCUAAAGGGGUCGUAAAGAGCUUAUCAGUUGUUGAUAGACAGUUUAGUGUACAGGUGGUAAUAAACAGUUAUUACUAUUUGACAGAUAACAAUUUGUAUUAUUGGUUUAGGCCUACAAAUCAUUGUACAAUACUAGCAACAAGCUGAAUGGGAUAUAGUCCUACAACUUACUAUAUCUUUUUUUAUAUUGAAACUUUACAAAUGUACAAAACCACAUACAGUAUAACAACAACACUCAAUAACCAAGGCUUCCUCUCCUCAUCUCCUGCCUUCAUCUGCUCUGAUGUAAAAUAAAUGGACUGGACCAGUCCGACUGGUAGAUGCAAAUACUAAGAAUGCUUCUUCUACCAUGACAGCUUUGCCAAGAGUGUGCAACGUUGUCAUCAAGGCAAAGGGUGGCUAUUUGAAGAAUCUCUAAUAUAAAAUAUAUUUUGAUUUGUUUAACACUUUUUUGGUUACUACAUGAUUCCAUUUGUGUUUUGAUGUCUUCACUAUUAUUCUACAAUGUAAAAAAAUAGUAAAAUAAAGAAGCACCUUGAAUGAAUAGGUGUGUCCAAACUUUUGACUGGUAGUGUGUGUGUGUGUGUGUGUGUGUGGGGGGGGUUCCCUACCCUUUAAAGGAAUCGAAGGAGGUUAAAGUGCGGUGAUGAUGUGAAUAUAAUUUCUGAAUAUUCGACUCCAAGGAGUAAAUAUUUGGUUUAGCUAAAGCACAUUGUCUGUUAGGCUCUGCCAGCUGGAUACACUUCCCUGUCUCCUCUCUCUCCUCUCUCCCUACACUGGCCAACAGAAACAGAAGUCCUGGGGAGGGGUGUUGGUGGUACGGUGGGGAAUGGGUUGCACCACGGACGCCCUUUCAGGGGCCCCAAACUUUAAUCCUGGAUAGCUGAGAACAUCCUUAUAAAACAAGAGAUUUACAGACAGAAGAUCCCAAAGUUCAGAUCCUUAUAAAACAAGAAAUAACAUCAAAAAUACCAUCUUCCCAGGUUCAGAGGGUUUACCAACAACUAACAUGCCACAAUGCUACAAUGUGAGAGUCUAAAUAUUUUAUUGUCGGAUACACAGAUCAGACCGAGCAUCUUUGUUUAUAUCACAACCCUCAUUUUCACAGCACUGUUUUAAUGCUCAAGCAAAUGCAUUAGGCAAACUCCAAUGUAUUGAUAUUAGACUGAGAAUAACUGCCAAGUUGACUCUCAGAGGCACACAGACACUUCAGAUAGAUUUAUGUCAGUCGGAAAAUGGAAUACAAAUAAUUUACAAGAGGCUAUGCCUGAUUCUUUACAUAACACACACACAGACUCAGACAGAGACACACACUGAGAGACCGUGUUAUAAUAGCACCUUUUAUGAGAAAGGCUACUGCAUGUCUUGUACGUUUGUAAUUCUCAAGGGGGCUGGUGGCACCUUAAUUGGGGAUGACAGGCUCAUAGUAAUGAUUGGAACGGAAUGAAUGGAAUGGUAUCAAACACAUGGUUUCCAUGUUUGAUACCACUCCAUUCACUCCAUUUCAGCCAUUAUUAUGAGCCAUCCUCCCCUCACCAGCCUCCUGUGGUGUGAUUAGGUGAUGAGAUACCUGGGUCGUGUUCAGUAGGGAGAAAAGGUUUUAUAACUUAGUGACUUCCACCUGAACUUGUCCAAGGAGAACACAGAUAAUUGUUUUCUGUUACAAAACGUUUUUCUACAGUGUGCCUUGCUGAACGCGACCCUGUAUCUUCCUCUGUCUUCCCAGGCAUGCCAUGCCCUGAGUUCUGAAGUAAGGGUGGCCAGUUCAGGAGCUCUACUCCUGUCUUCCAGGAAGCUUCUGUUGUCUGCCGAGAGGAGGGAUCUGUGUCGCAAGAGGGCCACAUUGCCAUGGCCGGGAGGAGGAGGGGUGUGUAGCUACCGAGCAACCCUACAGAGGACUGACAUUUCUGCCUAUAUCUCAGGGACCCUCCUGGAAGUGGUUCUGUCCAUCGGCAACACGGGAGACAACGACUUCUCUCCUCCCUGUAUCACCACAAGUCCCUUGGGCUGGGCUGUCCUGAAAGGUCCCAUAACUAAUAUGAAUCUUAUUAAAUUCAAGUUGAUGAAGUAUUGAAUCAAAUCAACUUACAUAAUAAAUCAUAUGAAAUGUCUAUUAAUCAAAUGUGGUUAAAAUACUACCUGUCUUAUCAGAGAGUAGGAUAGAGCUGUUACCAUAGAGAUCCUAUUAAAUUACACUGCUCAAACAAAUUAAGGGAACACUAAAAUAACACAUCCUAGAUCUGAAUGAAUGAAAUAAUCUUAUUAAAUACUUUUUUCUUUACAUAGUUGAAUGUGCUGACAACAAAAUCACACAAAAAUUAUCAAUGGAAAUCAAAUGUAUCAACCCAUGGAGGUCUGUAUUUGGAGUCACCCUCAAAAUUAAAGUGGAAAACCACACUACAGGCUGAUCCAACUUUGAUGUAAUGUCCUUAAAACAAGUCAAAAUGAGGCUCAGUAGUGUGUGUGGCCUCCACGUGCCUGUAUGACCUCCCUACAACACCUGGACAUGCUCCUGAUGAGGUGGCGGAUGGUCUCCUGAGGGAUCUCCUCCCAGACCUGGACUAAAGCAUCCGCCAACUCCUGGACAGUCUGUGGUGCAACGUGGCGUUGGUGAAUGGAGCGAGACAUGAUGUCCCAGAUGUGCUCAAUUGGAUUCAGGUCUUGGGAACGGGCGGGCCAGUCCAUAGCAUCAAUGCCUUCCUCUUGCAGGAACUGCUGACACACUCCAGCCACAUGAGGUCUAGCAUUGUCUUGCAUUAGGAGGAACCCAGGGCCAACCGCACCAGCAUAUGGUCUCACAAGGGGUCUGAGGAUCUCAUCUCGGUACCUAAUGGCAGUCAGGCUACCUCUGGCGAGCACAUGGAGGGCUGUGCGGCCCCCCAAAGAAAUGCCACCCCACACCAUGACUGACCCACUGCCAAACCGGUCAUGCUGGAGGAUGUUGCAGGCAGCAGAACGUUCUCCACGGCGUCUCCAGACUCUGUCACGUCUGUCACGUGCUCAGUUUGAACCUGCUUUCAUCUGUGAAGAGCACAGGGCGCCAGUGGCGAAUUUGCCAAUCUUGGUGUUCUCUGGGAAAUGCCAAACGUCCUGCACCGUGUUGGGCUGUAAGCACAACCCCCACCUGUGGACGUCGGGCCCUCAUACCACCCUCAUGGAGUCUGUUUCUGACCGUUUGAGCAGACACAUGCACAUUUGUGGCCUGCUGGAGGUCAUUUUGCAGGGCUGUGGCAGUGCUCCUCCUGCUCCUCCUUGCACAAAGGCGGAGGUAGCAGUCCUGCUGCUGGGUUGUUGCCCUCCUACGGCCUCCUCCACGUCUCCUGAUGUACUGGCCUGUCUCCUGGUAGCGCCUCCAUGCUCUGGACACUACGCUGACAGACACAGCAAACCUUCUUGCCACAGCUCGCAUUGAUGUGCCAUCCUGGAUGAGCUGCACUACCUGAGCCACUUGUGUGGGUUGUAGACUCCGUCUCAUGCUACCACUCGAGUGAAAGCACCGCCAGCAUUCAAAAGUGACCAAAACAUCAGCCAGGAAGCAUAGGAACUGAGAAGUGGUCUGUGGUCACCACCUGCAAAAACAGUCCUUUAUUGGGGGUGUCUUGCUAAUUGCCUAUAUUUUCUACCUGUUGUCUAUUCCAUUUGCACAACAGCAUGUGAAAUUUAUUGUCAAUCAGUGUUGCUUCCUAAGUGGACAGUUUGAUUUCACAGAAGUGUGAUUGACUUGGAGUUACAUUGUGUUGUUUAAGUGUUCCCUUUCUUUUUUUGAGCAGUGUACUAUUAGUAUUCUAAUUCCUAUUUCUAUGGCUAUAACCAUAUUGCUUACACUUAUCUGAUCGAUUCAAUUCUACAUGAAGUGUCUACCAGUAGGGUCAAUGUAGGAGUCCAGAAACAAUCUACAGUAUUUUACUCAUUUCUUAACUCCCUCUUGACUCACCCUUCCCUCCCUCCUCCUUCACCCCCCUCCCUCCCUAUUACCCCCUCCCUCCCUCCCAGAGCGCCAGCUGCGCUCCCCCAUGGCGGGAUCCAGCGUGGUGCCGGCGGCUCCACUGACGGAGGUCAAUAAGGAGCUGUCUGACCUCCGACCCCUGGUCAGUUUCUCGGAGGAGAUGGCCUACGUCCUCAUGGAUCAGGAGCUGCAGCUCUACAGCCGGAUCCUACCACUGGACUACAUCUGCUUCCUCACCCAUGACCUGGGAGGCCCUGGCCAGCCACAGCCACAGCCCCAGGGGCAGACACACCAACCUGGACAAACUAAUCUUAUGGCUGGCUGCAGUAGGCCCCACAACGCAGUAGAGGACCUGGUCACAAGAUUCAAUGAGGUGAGAGAGAAAUAACUAACCUGCGACGUGUCUCAACAUGGGGAAUACAUUUUCCACCUAUAUGUCGAGUAACUGUGCCUGAGACCUGAAGACUUGUGUUGGCUCCCAGAGCUAAUAACUUGGCUUGAGCUCAGAGGGAUAACACAGUCCUGUUGCACAAAGGUGACUCUAGAUUCAAACCGUUUUCCUGUUUCCAGGUGAGCUCCUGGGUGACAUGGAUGAUUCUGACAGCAGGUUCUAUUGAGGAGAAGAGAGAGAUGUUCUCAUGUCUGGUCCACGUGGCCAGGUGCUGUUGGAACAUGGGAAACUACAACACUGUCAUGGAGUUCCUGGCUGGACUCAGGUAGAAGCAGGGCUAGAACCAAUUCUUCAAGGGAACAUUUGAUUAUUUGAUUUUAUGUUUUUGCAAAUAUAUUUAGGAUCCAUCUACCUCUGCUCAAGUAUCAUUUCCUGCUUAGUUAAUAAACAUCACACCAUUUUUCUUUCACCCACAUUCUGUCUUCAUCUCCAACUUCGCCUCCUAAACUGUCCACUUUUGGCCCUCCCACCUCCAUUCUCACUCAGCUGCAUCUCUCCAUCCUACCCUUCAGGUCUCGCAAGGUGCUAAAGAUGUGGCAGUUCAUGGAGCAGUCGAACAUCGAGACCAUGCGUGCCCUGAAGGAUGCCAUGGCGCACCACGAGACGUCUGCAGAGUACAGGAAGGUGGUCUCGCGUGCCCUCCACAUCCCGGGCUGCAGGGUGGUGCCCUUCUGUGGGGUCUUUCUGAGAGAGCUAGGGGAGGUCCUGGAUGGAGCAGCUAGCCUGAUCAGCCUCAGACCAUGCCUCAGCUCACAGGACUCUGUGGAGGUGAGGAAUUAUGCAUUUUUAGCAAGACCGUACAAACAGAUCUAGGAUUAGGCUAGAGGAAUGUUGGCCUUGUACUUAGAAAUUAGGGCCACAUUUACUAAGUGUUGACAUCACUGCACCUGUUUCCUACUGUAGUUUCCUAUUCCUUCUUUGAUAUUCCUUUACACAACAUUUAAAUGAUGUGUUCUAUUAAAGUAUCAAGUGCAUUUGACCUUUUCGUGACCAUCCAUUCAGGCCAAAACUGAAUCUUCACACAACCCGACUCAUCAUAAAUAUACUUUAGUAACCUUUCUCAUCUUAAACACCACCAUGCCUUCUUUCCAUAGUUUCAGUGGUGUAUAUUCAUGGAUCCCAAAAAAUUUACAAAGAAAAAAACAUACAAAAUAAUUGAUUUCCUUCAAUUCGCAAGAGGCUGAAUGUAUCUCACUGGAGAAAGCAUCCGAGCGAGCAAAACAGCGCCCCUCUGUUUCCGUAUAUGUAGCCCAUCUAACUGAUGCUGUCUGGUCAAAAAGAGUAUAACAUUGUUGCCGCCCGUAGCAUUGAAUGCAAGGGAAGCCAGCAAGCAAGCAUUUGGCCUCCCUUGAUAUUUAAAAAAAUCAAAUAAUAGCCAAUCAGCAUUGAGCUAAACUGAGUGAGCUCAACUGUGAAUGGUCCUGGUGCACAAAAAAAAAGUGUCUAGGGAAGCCAGUUUGGAUUUGGCUGUCAUUGACAGAAAAAACGUACAUUGUUGUGUCGUUGUCCUCCGGUGGCUAGCUAGCGAUUUCCUAAAUUAGCCAUGGAUGGAGAUAGGGAUUUGGACUUGUGGUUUUACUUAAUUCUUCGCACUGGCCAAUGAUUAUAAAGGUGAUUCUGAUCCAACCACAAAUUCAUACAUUGUGCCCCUGGCCUGAGAGGAUGAAAGUUCAACAUGUAGCUCACAGGAGGUUGGUGGCACCUUAAUUGGGGAGAACGGGCUUUUGGUAAUGUCUGGAGCAGAAUAGGUGGAAUGGUAUCAAAUACAUCAAACACAUGGUUUCCAGGUGUUAGAUGCCAUUCCAUUUGCUCUGUUCCAGCCAUUAUUAUGAGCCAUUCUCCCCUCAGCAGCCUCCUGUGAUGUAGGUAGAUAUAGUAGGCUAAUGUUAACUAGCUGGCCUGGCACAUCGUGGCCCAUGAAAGGAAGUUAGGCUAGCGAGCAAUAAUUUUUGCCAGGUAGCCUAGGACAACAAAAAACAAAAGCGUGUACUAUAUGACAGAGUCAUAGAUCGUUUAGGCAACAUGAAAGAGGAUGGCAUUGGUGUUUCUCUAGAAGUAGGGUGAGUCAACAUGUUUUUUCUACUUGCACGCACACACACACACACACACAGAAAUCAGAACCAUGGACAGCCACAUCAUAUUUAGCUUACGUUGAUUGGACUAAAUCGUUUUUGGUAUCUUUUAGUUGUCACUGUAUUAGACUAAACAUAGGUGAUUAGAUGAUGUUGAAGUUGAAAUGGUGCUGGAAUAGUGCAGUCAGCUGUUUUCUUUGCGACUUGCGGUAACUCUCUGUGGUUAUAAAUCAAUAGUUGUUUAGUAGUCCGAAAAUGUCGGAAACAUUAACUUGCUUGACUGUUUGUCACAUGCAAUAUGUUUUGUGGAUCACCGGGCAGAUGUUGCUCUCCGGUUUUGUGAUGAAACAAAGGUGUGGUUGGAUUUAUUCUGCCGUUGUGUCUUCUUCACGGUGUCAAGACAUAUGAACUAACAGGUUAUAGAGCAAACAACGCAAUUAUCACUAACACAUAGGUGGUAAUAUGGCAUUUUUUCCCUGGUGAUUUUAUCCACGCACCGCUACUGCGUAGUUUGUCUCUGACUACAACGGACAGGACAACUUCCUGCAACGGGCGGGGCCAGAUGGGCUCAACCAACCAGAGAAGGAAGCAACCGUCAACAACAUCCUGCAGACCAUCCGUAGCUGCAACCGCAGUAUGGAGUCUGAGGAUUGGGAGGAGUCUGGAGGGUCUGGUGAUGGGAGCAUCACUGGUUCACGUAAAAACUCCUUCAAGGAUGGCAACCGCAACCAGUAAGUGUCCACAGUGGGCCCACCUAACGUUAGGCUACUUUUUAGUUGAUUGUGCAAGAUUUUGGCUCUGAUUGUGCUAGAAAGUGUCAAUAAAAUCGGAAAAAACACUGAUACCACAACACCUGCUAUCUGAUACAAGCUAGGUGAAAUUGGCUCCCCAUUUCAAUAUUACAUAUUAUUUUUCUUAAUAUAAGUAUCAAUGCAUUAUCAUUUGUUUUGUGUUGGUGUCUUAUUAUAGAUAAUAACAUCUGCAUCAUUUUAAAGCUUCUUUCGGUCAUUUACCUCUCCUGAAAACACUCUUCUCUGGUCAGGUUCACCGUGGGUGAUCUCUCCGAGUCUUCGGGUGACCUAUCUGACCUAUCACAGGGCAAAGACCCAGACUUCCAGGGUACGGGUGAGAGGACUCAGAAGGCCUUUGCCCACGGUACAGAACUCAUCCCGUGGUACGUCCUCUCCCUCCAGCCCCACGUGCACCACUUCCUCCAGCAGGGCGCUACUGUGAUCCACUACGACCAGGACUCCCACCUCACCGCCCGCUGCCUGCUCCGACUCCAACCCGACAAUUGUGUCCUCACCUGGGCCAAGCUCCACAGUGGUGGUGGGGGCCUGCCUGGUUCUAGCCCUGGCCCUGACUCCUCCAAGCUCCGGAGCCCCACUGUGUCAGGGGCUGGCGGUCAGUACUGUGGGCAGCCCAUACUGAAUGGCCAGUUGGAUGGAUUCCUGGAUCUCUCCGUGGCUAAAGCUGUCUUCAUGGGCCAUCCAGGGGCUGAUGUUCAGGCGACAUGCCUGCAGAACAAGCUCUCAUGUGGGCUGAGCCUGGAGGAGUGUGGGGUGACUCUGCUCUAUGGGCUCCAUACAACAGACAACAGGUUAUUACACUUUGUGGCCCCCAGAAACACAGCUAGAAUGGUGUACUCUGGGCUGCAGGCCCUGUUAGCUGUUCACAGGAGGAUGAGGAAGUUCCCUGACCAAAGGCUGCAGUGGCUCCGGAGGAAGUACGUCAAUCUCUAUCAGGUGAGGGACUGCGAUGCAAUGAUGGAGUCCAGUUACUAAACCUCGGGUCCAAGUCAAGUCCCAAGUCUUGUAGUGUUCCAGUCCCAGUCCCUACUGGUAGAGUGUGAAUGGUGUCAGCAGUCAUGAGUGAGUAGAUGUGAGUGAUUUACCAUUUUGUACCAAGAACAUGUUCCUCUCUCUUCCAGGAGGAUGGCAGAUACGAGGGUCCGACACUAGCCCAGGCCAUCGAGCUGUUUGGGGGCAGGAGAUGGAGUGUGGGUGCUGGUAGCAUGGAGAAGUCUGGAGCUCAGAAGAACAGCCAUCUCACUGUGACCUCCAAUCAGAAGAAAAAGAAGUCUGUGACUAGGGUGAGGAGAGAUAUUUGCAGUAGAGAUUUAUUCAACUCCUGCACAAAUGCCUGGCGCUUGGUUGGAGGAACAUGUUGAGUCAGUUUCAAUAAAAUAACUACAUUUGGUGUGUGUGUGUGUGUGUGUGUGUGCGUGCGUGCAUGGUGACAGGGGGACAGUGGGGAUGCCACAGAUGAUGAGAUGGUGUCACAGAAGGUGAAGAGCGGUUGGGAUAUCUUAGGGCGGAGUGCACCAGACCCGACAGACAACAUGGACCAAGACCAGGAGGACAGCAGCUCCUAUGGUUUCCCUGGGCCUCUCUCCUCCUCCACCAGUAGAUCCAUGGCCAUUAGUACCUCUUCCUCCUCCAUCUCCUCCUCUUCCUCAGCCUCCAAUCACAAGGCUCAAACAGGGUAAGAUACUACAAACUGUGGUAUAUUCUUCUGUGUGUGUGUGUGUGUGUGUGUGUGCGUGUGCGUGUGUGUGUGCGUGCAUAUGCUUCAUGUUUAAUUUGGGUGUGCUGAUGUUUGUGCUGAAAUUCAGUACACAUAACAUUUCAUUGGCUUCUCGCUUCAGUAAUAGGCCAAAUCAGACACUACCUAGCCGGGGUAAGAGCCAAUCAAAGAGCUUCCAGAACCUCAUGGUGUCAGAUGGCACAAUGAGGUUUACUGAGUUUGUUGAGCUCUUCAAGUCCUUCAGGUAAUCUCCUCUAACUCAACAUGUAUCUAUCUAUACUGUAUUAUUGUGUAAUACAUUAAGUGUUGUUACAGCAGUGAGAUGUACAUUCCUUAUGAUUUUCCCAGUGUUUUCCCAGUGUAAAAAAUUGCCACUAUUUAAUCAAUGACAGAUUGUGGAUUUCCAGAUAGGGCUUUCAGUAGUGUGUUUGAUUUGCACCAGCAUGUCUUAGGAAGUUGACAUUAUCUUCAAAUGAGUGAAUUGGGGCCUCCAUCUUUUUGUUGGUGUGUAGUAUCCGGAGUCGUAAGGACCUGAAGGAUGUGUUUGAUGCCCAUGCUGUGCCCUGUGUUCAGUCUGCCUCUGAGCCUGCUCCUCUCUACACUCACCUCAGCAUCGACGACACAGUCACAGGAAUACAACCAGACCUGGGUGAGUUUCCUGGGUGAGUUUCCUGGGUGAGUUUCCUGGGUGAGUUUCCUGGGUGAGUUACCUGGGUGAGUUACCUGGGUGAGUUACCUGCCCAGUUGGGGUCAAUUCCAUUUAGAUUCUACAGGAGUAAUGAAGCCUGGUCCCAGAUCUGUAUGUGCUAUAUCAUCAUGCUUGGCAUGUCAAGGACCACUGGAGUUGGUGAGAGAAGCACAAACAGAUCUGGGACCAGUCUAGGAUACAUCAGUCUUCAAACUACACUACAAACGUACAGGAAGCUCUCAGCCCUAGGCUAAGACGGUCUGUGCAGUGUGAAAGGCCCUUUAAGGGGUAGUGCAGUUAAAAACUUGAUAUUCCUGUUUUUUUAUAUUUCGACACUGAGGUGGAAAUAACACCGACAUUUAUUUGAAUGCCUUGAAUUUCAGCCUGUUCAGGUGGGAUGGAGUUUUUGGUCCAGAUCAUGACGUCACAAUCUGAUCUGAUUAUAAUAGACCAAUGACUAUUCAUCUGGGUAAGGGGAUGGGCUCUAGACCAUCCUAUCAGCCAAUCAGGGCUGUGUAUGUAAAUAAACUGAGCUACUCAUAUUUGCUUUGAAGUCAAGUGUAAAUGUCUUUAUUUUGUAUUUCCCCCCAUACUAGACCUUCUGACGCGUAACGGCCUGGACCUUGGUCUUUCCAUCCGGAUCAAGAGACACAUGUCAGACAAUCAGAAGCAUAUUUCAGACGCCAUAGCUGCAGCCAGCAUCGUGACCAAUGGUACUGGUGUGGAGAGUGUCUCGCUGGGAGCUCUGGGCAUGACCAUCAUGCACCUCAACGACUUCCUGGUCAACUGUCAGGGAGAGAACCACUCGCAUGAUGAAGUCCUAAGAAUCAUCCAGGUGUGUGACGAUGAAGUGUGUGUGUGUGUGUCCUUUGGCAGACAAUCUUCCACUGAAUUAAUGUGUUGUGUGUUCCAGACUUUUGAACCAUCUGCCACUUUGCGUCAGAUUGGCUGGAUGUCCUUUGAGGGAUUUGCCCGGUCAGUAUUUCUUGUAUGUGUUUGUGAUCCCUGCGGGAAUUGAACCCAUGACCCUGCUCUUAUCAACUGAGCCAAAAAGUACCCCAAUUCAGGAAUGACCCAGGUUGGUUUUCCCCUGCUAUAAGGUAUCUGAUGGACAAGGACAACUCUGCUUCCAAACUGGAAGAGUCUCCGCUGAAUAUUGAAGAGCUCCAGUACCCUCUGUCAUACUACUACAUUGCUACAUCACACAACACCUACCUGACCGCACACCAACUCAAGGGAGGGUCGUCUGUGGAGCUGUACAGCCAGGUGACAAUCAGAACACUGGUAUUACCCUGACGGGGAUAACACUCCAUGUAAUAUUUACUCAAACCGAUUGAGUGUACAGCAAUACAGCUGUUGUGGUGAUAAACUGUCAGUGAAAAGCCUUUAUUGUUGUGAAUUUGGGGGGUAGCCCUACCAGGAUUUGAACCCAGGUCCUUGCGUCUGUCAGUCCAACACCUUAGCCAAUUACAUCAAGAGAUCCAAACCUUCUGAUCCAAGCCAUAGAGGUGUCCAGGUGUUGUGUCCAGGUGUUGUGUCCAGGUGUCCAGGUGUUGUGUCCAGGUGUCCACAUUACUGUUUGGUUUGUUGUUGUCUCAGGUGCUCCUCCAGGGAUGCAGGAGUGUUGAACUAGACUGUUGGGAUGGAGACGAUGGCAUGCCGAUCAUCUACCAUGGACACACCCUCACUACCCGCAUACCCUUCAAGGUGUGUUGAAUUUAGUUUAACUAAGAUGAGAUGAGUUGAGUUGAAUUUCAUUUAUUGAGUUGAGUUAAUCUCCCGUUCCUGCAGGAUGUGGUGGAGGCGGUGAACCGCUCUGCCUUCGUGACCUCUGACCUACCUGUGAUGCUGUCCAUAGAGAAUCACUGCUCCCUGCCGCAGCAACGCAAGAUGGCCGACAUCUUCAAGGUGGGUAGGCCUACUUACUGUCCUGUCCAGUUCAGUGUUUAAAUGUUGAGAUGUGAAAUGGGCUCUUUCUGAUGCUCGUUGGUGUUUUACGAAAGGAAGUGGAGAGGGGGUGAGGUUAGGUUAAGGGUUCAGGUUAGUCAUAGAGUUAGGGAACCGCCACCCGCAACAUACUGUACAUUGCCUUUAAUAAGUCAAUCAUUAUUGAUCCUUCUUCCCCUCAGAACAGUUUAGAACUCUGAUGGUGUGUUUGUGUUGUCCUUCAACAGACUGUGUUUGGGGAUAAACUGGUGACAAAGUUCCUGUUCGAGAGUGAUUUCUUGGACGACCCGCUGCUGCCGUCACCAUGGCAACUGAGGGGGAAAAUCCUCCUCAAGAACAAGAAGCUGAAAGAUCACCAGACGCCGGUGGACAUCCUCAAACAGAAGGCAAGGCCACUGAUAAGGAACACACUGACCAAAAGUUCUCUUAACAGUUGUUGAUCCAGUCCUGUAUCUAUAUAAUGUGCUAUAUGUACCUCAAAAUGAUGGUACACUGAUACGUAAUUAGAAGGAAAUAAGAUUGUCAUAAAUGACUCUUCCUGAUACAGGCUCACCAGUUGGCCCAGAUGCAUGCUCAGGCCAGUAGUGUGAUGCCUCCUCCCUUCCCAACCAAUGAGGAACAGGAGGAAGAAGAGGAUGAGGAUGAAUACGACUAUGAGUAUGAAUCACUAUCUGAUGGUAUGAUCACAACACCAAUAGCAUCCCAGUGUAUGCCAGUUUAUAGUCGUCACACCCUCAUAAUGCCCUCAAACAGCAAUACUGUUGAUCAUCCCAAUUCUUCUACUUAACCUUUGACCCCCUACUCACUCUUCCUCUGUAGCUGAUGCCCUGGCUUUAUCUGCUGCUUCUUCUGUCCAAGAAGGUAAUAAAAAGAAUCAAAUGAAUCACUUAAGAUUUGACAAUUCCACAGCAUGCUUGUUGUCCUGUUGCUGAAUAGGUUUGUGCUCUGUUUGUGCUGUGCUCUAGUACACUGGCUGUGUGACUAUGUGUCCAUUGCACGAGGGUGUUGUGACAUUUGGAAAGCUUCUUAUCUACUAAAUGAGUACCCACUGAUACUCAAUUUGAUUACCAAGUGGGUCAAAAACAACAAGAGAUUGCUUGAAAGCCAAUCGUUUUUGGCCACAUGUUUGAAUGUUACAUAGUUAUUUGUCACUGAAAACCUCAAAUUAUAUUUCACUGCAUGAAUGUGUGUUUUUGUUUAGACUGCAAUAAUAAUGUAUUUGGCUGGGAAUGUCUACGUUGAUACAGAUAAUAUCUUGGAGGAUAGGCCGGAGGGAAAGUCUUCAUCAGGGGAGAAGUUACAGACCAAACACAGUGACGAAGUCCCCAAGAAGAUGAAGAAAUGCAAGAGAUCUACUGACAACAAAGGAGAAGUGAGUUUAUCCUCCAUCUCCAUUCAGCGGCAGGAUCCAGUAGACGUAGAAAUACAAAAGUAUUUAUCUUGUUGGUAUUUUUCUUAAUUAACCAGUUUCUCCCAUUAUAUUUGAUUAAUAACAUCAUGAGACAUGGGUUAAGAAUAAAUAUUCAGCAUGGAUAUUGUUGGUAUUUGUCUGAAAGAGUUUUGCCUCGUUUGUAUUUUUACACACACACACACUCUCACAAACACACACAAACACACACACACACACAGGUAUUUGGCAAGGAGCUGGAGGAAGAGUUCAAGCUGCCUCGGAGCAAGAAGGAAGGACGCCAGAUAGCCCAGGAGCUAUCGGAUCUGGUGAUCUACUGCCAAGCUGUCAAAUUCCCAGGUCCUUCCUUUCAUUAUGUCAUCUUCUAUAAACAAACUAUACAAUGUAAAUAGCCUUGUGUUCCAGUCACACAUUCACGAUAGUAGGUUCAUGUAAUAUCCCUGAAACAGUUGUCUGACUUGUGAGAUCUCCUUGUAAAGGUAUGAGUCCGUGUGUGUCCCAGGUCUAUCCACCCCCACUACAUCUGAGUCUCCCAGGGAGCGAAAAGAGAGACAGGAAUUCCUUUCUCCUAGAGGAAAGGGAAGGAGGUCCAUCUUUGGGAAAGAUCCAGGGAAAGGUGUUCCAGGGGACCCAUCGACAGUCAUGCGUACCCCAGGGAGAGGUAGGCUACUCUUCUCUGCCCCAUGCCUAUCUAUCAACACUCAGUUCUAACUCAAUGGCUAAGGUUCUGCUACUUCUUCCUAGACAGGCUGGACAUCUUUUGGAUAUAUUUGAAAGUUGAUAAGUUAAACCCUUUGCGUUCAGUGUGUCUCACACACACACACACACACACACACACACACACACACACACACACACACACACACACACAAAUACAUACCUCUUACACACACUUCUCUCAUAACCCUUUCCCCCUAAAUCUGAAGGAACAGCAUCAGAGGGCCCCCGUCCCAACUGGGAAGAAUCCCACACCUCCCCUCCUUACACCUGUAACGCCUCCCUUAGCUCCAUCAUCCACACCCCAAAGUGCUACAACGUCUCCUCAGUCAAUGAAACGCCGCCAAGCGCCUGUGUCGCCGCUACUCCCGGAAGCUGAUCCAACACACCAGCGCCCAGCUCCUGCGGACCUACCCGGCAGCCACACGUAUCGACUCCACCAACCCCAGUCCCCUACUCUUCUGGCUGCAUGGAAUACAGCUGGUCGCUCUCAACUACCAGACCGAUGGUGAGCUAGACGCUAGGAGUCGUCAACUAAGUCAAGUUUGCUUAAUUAUGCCAAAAGUUAAAUUAAUUUGGCUAGCUUCAUGUGAGGAACCGAUGUUUGGCCUAUUGCCAGAAUGAGUUGGCCCUGUCUGCAUUCAGUCAAAAGUAUGAAGGGACAAGGGGUUCGGCGAAUUCAAUAUUUCAGAAGUUGAUUCAGAGAAGUCAAUUGAAAUUGGAGCACAACAUGCUUCUUGAAAAUGGCAUUCUGUCUGAAAGUCUAGUUGUUGGAGCACAAACCUCUUUUUGAGUCUCUCUGAAAGUAAACAUAUUUCUCUCCUCUCUCUCACUCUCACCCUCACUCAGACCUACCCCUGCAGCUGAACGCCGCCAUGUUUGAGCCUAACAGGGGUUGUGGGUACGUCCUGAAGCCCCCGGUCCUGUGGGACCCCAGCUGCCCACUCUACGGACACUUCUGCCCCCUGGACAGAGACCCAGAGGGCAUGAGCCCCGCCCUGUUGUCUCUCACUGUGAGUACAUAGCAGAGGUAAUGGAUUGGAUGUAUACAUGUGUACAACAACUAGCUAGUGGUCCUCGGUCAGUUCAUCUGAUGCAACAUGUUUUUUCUUGACGUCUUUCUCUCUAUCUGUGUCUCUCUCCUAUCUCCCCCCUCCUUCUCUCUUUCCAUUCCUUCCAGAUAAUCUCUGGUCAGAAUCUAUGCCCAGGGACUACAGCAGGCAGUCCAUGCAUCGAGGUAGACAUCCUGGGCAUGCAGGCUGACGGGUGUCACUUCCGCACCAAACCUGUCCACCGUAACCCCCUGAACCCCAUUUGGAACCAGAGCUUCCACUUCCCCCUGCUCAUGGCUGACCUGGCCUUCCUACGCUUUACUGUGGUGGAACACAACAGCUCCCAGACCACCGCUCAGAGAAUCAUAUCACUCAGAGCACUCCGGACAGGUAAGUACACACACUAGACUUGUGCAUGCGCACACUCUGAAAAAACACACACAAAGACACACACUACACAAUUUCAUCUGUGACUUAUCUUCCACACACAGACAAAUAGUGUGUUUUUUAUUAGAAGACCCAAGCCUGGUAAUGCUACAGUCAGAUGAAAAGAGACUAAUUGUCACGAGACAUUUCAAACAUGAACACCUGCUGUGAGUGUGGCUGUAGGUGUACAUUCUUUCCUAACAUUAAAGCUAGAAUCCUUAGUUGCUACAUCCAUUUUUGGACUUGUAAAUAAAUUAUAUAUACCCAUUGAUUCUUGGAGAAUAUAACUUAUAAAUGCCUCAUGAGCUUAGUUCAACUGUCGUAACCCAUCAGAACCCAAAAUACAGUGGGGAGAACAAGUAUUUAAUACACUGCCGAUUUUGCAGGUUUUCCUACUUACAAAGCAUGUAGAGGUCUGUAAUUUUUAUCAUAGGUACACUUCAACUGUGAGAGACGGAAUCUAAAACAAAAAUCCAGAAAAUCACAUUGUAUGAUUUUGUAUGACAUAAGUAUAUGAUACAUCAGAAAAGCAGAAACCUUUGUUUGCAAUUACAGAGAUCAUACGUUUCCUGUAGGUCUUGACCAGGUUUGCACACACUGCAGCAGGGAUUUUGGCCCACUCCUCCAUACAGAACUUCUCCAGAUCCUUCAGGUUUCGGGGCUGUCGCUGGGCAAUACGGACUUUCAGCUCCCUCCAAAGAUUUUCAAUUGGGUUCAGGUCUGGAGACUGGCUAGCCCACUCCAGGACCUUGAGAUGCUUCUUACUCCUUAGUUGCCCUGGCUGUGUGUUUCGGGUCGUUGUCAUGCUGGAAGACCCAGCCACGACCCAUCUUCAAUGCUCUUACUGAGGGAAGGAGGUUGUUGGCCAAGAUCUCGCGAUACAUGGCCCCAUCCAUCCUCCCCUCAAUACGGUGCAGUCGUCCUGUCCCCUUUGCAGAAAAGCAUCCCCAAAGAAUGAUGUUUCCACCUCCAUGCUUCACGGUUGGGAUGGUGUUCUUGGGGUUGUACUCAUCCUUCUUCUUCCUCCAAACACGGCGAGUGGAGUUUAGACCAAAAAGCUCUAUUUUUGUCUCAUCAGACCACAUGACCUUCUCCCAUUCCUGCUCUGGAUCAUCCAGAUGGUCAUUAGCAAACUUCAGACGGGCCUGGACAUGCGCUGGCUUGAGCAGGGGGACCUUGCGUGCGCUGCAGGAUUUUAAUCCAUGACGGCGUAGUGUGUUACUAAUGGUUUUCUUUGAGACUGUGGUCCCAGCUCUCUUCAGGUCAUUGACCAAGUCCUGCCGUGUAGUUCUGGGCUGAUCCCUCACCUUCCUCAUGAUCAUUGAUGCCCCACGAGGUGAGAUCUUGCAUGGAGUCCCAGACUGAGGGUGAUUGACCGUCAUCUGGAACUUCUUCCAUUUUCUAAUAAUUGUGCCAACAGUUGUUGCCUUCUCACCAAGCUGCUUGCCUAUUGUCCUGUAGCCCAUCCCAGCCUUGUGCAGGUCUACAAUUUUAUCCCUGAUGUCCUUACACAGCUCUCUGGUCUUGGCCAUUGUGGAGAGGUUGGAGUCUGUUUGAUUGAGUGUGUGGAAAGGUGUCUUUCAAACAGGUAACAAGUUCAAACAGGUGCAGUUAAUACAGGUAAUGAGUGGAGAACAGGAGGGCUUCUUAAAGAAAAACUAACAGGUCUGUGAGAGCUGGAAUUCUUACUGGUUGGUAGGUGAUCAAAUACUUAUGUCAUGCAAUACAAUGCAAAUUAAUUACUUAAAAAUCAUACAAUGUGAUUUUCUGGAUUUUUGUUUUAGAUUCCGUCUCUCACAGUUGAAGUGUACCUAUGAUAAAAAUUACAGACCUCUACAUGCUAUGUAAGUAGGAAAACCUGCAAAAUCGGCAGUGAAUCAAAUACUUGUUCUCCCCACUGUAUAAGCUUGUUUUCCUCCAAAGUUUGUACAAUGUAAAUACAAACACUAUAGCCUCAAAACAUGGUUAAAACUAUCAUUUUGAUGUCAUGGAUAGUCAAUCAUUGCAUCCAUAGGUCUGUCUAUGAAUUUGAGAAUGGUUACAUUUCUCCAGGCCCAUCCCUCAGCUUUUUACCAAAACAGUGGUGGGGUGGCCUCUUUGUUAUUCUUUUAAUUAAGGACUAUAGCUUUAACAAUUCUGAAAUGCCUCUGAAUGAGCACCAUAUGCAAACUGAAUGGGCAUAUACUAAGUGAAUGGCCACAAAUAGGGAGGAUAUAUGUAGGUAAAUGACCCAGACCUAUUUGUCUUCACAUGCCCAUUCAAGACUUAGUGCACCUGGAUUUUCUCUCCACUUUUUGGGGAUAUCCCUCUAGUGGUGCGGGGGCUGUGCUUUGGCGGAGUGGGUGGGGUUAUAUCCUUCCUGUUUGGCCCUGUCCGGGGGUUUCUUCGGAUGGGGCCACAGUGUCUCCGGACCGCUCCUGUCUCAGCCUCCAGUAUUUAUGCUGCAGUAGUUUAUGUGUCGGGGGGCUGGGGUUAGUUGGUUAUACCUGGAGUACUUCUCCUGUCUUAUCCAGUGUCCUGUGUGAAUUUAAGUAUGCUCUCUCUAAUUCUCUCGUUCUCUCUUUCUCUCUGAGAACCUGAGCCCUAGGACCAUACGUCAGGACUACCGGGCAUGAUGACACCUUGCUGUCCCCAGUCCGCCUGGCCUUGCUGCUAUUCCAGUUUCAACUGUUCUGCCUGCGGCUACGAAACCCCUACCUGUCCCAGACCUGCUGUUUUCAACUCUAAAUGAUCGGCUAUGAAAAGCCAACUGAGAGACCUGAGCCCUAGGACCAUACGUCGGGACUACCGGCCGUGGUGACUCCUUGCUGUCCCCAGUCCGCCUGGCCUUGCUGCUAUUCCAGUUUAAACUGUUCUGCCUGCGGUUAUGGAACCCCUACCUGUCCCAGACCUGCUGUUUUAAACUCUAAUGAUCGGCUAUGAAAAGCCAACUGAGAUUUAUUCCUGAUUAUUAUUUGACCAUGCUUGUCACUUAUGAACAUUUUUGAACAUCUUGGCAUGGUUCUGUUAUAAUCUCCACCCGGCACAGCCAGAAGAGGACUGGCCACCCCUCAUAGCCUGGUUCCUCUCUAGGUUUCUUCCUAGGUUUUGCCUUUCUAGGGAGUUUUUCCUAGCCACCGUGCUUCUACACCUGCAUUACUAGCUGUUUGGGGUUUUAGGCUGGGUUUCUGUACAGCACUUCGAGAUAUUAGCUGAUGUAAGAAGGGCUAUAUAAAAUAAAAUUGAUUGAUUGAUUGAUUGAUUGAUAAUUAAUUAUACUUUAAUUUUUAUUCUGGGGGUAGGCAUGUUGCAUUUGAUAGCAUUCAGUUGUUGUAGCCUACCACUGCAUAUCAUUUUAAUACAUAUUUCAUACAAUAAUACAUUUGAUUUCACUUAGGCUACUGGUUAUGAGUCCAAAGCAUUUCCAAAGUAUUAAUUUAUGCGAGCAAUUAUGGGCAAAGGUUUUCCAUUAUUUCAGAUUUUUCAAUUGGUUUUGCAAGAAUUAAGAUAGUAAUGAAUUAGACUAUGGAUCUGAUUUGAUUCUAUGGCUAUACAUAGCCUACAUAGUAUUUACCUCAGCGCAAACGUUUGUUUUGCGUCAUUGCAUCCAUGCAUAUCCUAAGGAAAUGUCUGUAAGGCCAUUGUUGUUUUAGUUCAAAUGUUGGGAUAUUUCAACUAAAAUGUCUACAUCCGAUUCUACUGCAUAUUUACAUUAAAGCUGCAAGUAAAAAAAUAUAUACAGUAUAACUUUAAAUAUGCAUUUAAAAUAUAAAAAUCUGUUUAAAUUCAUUUGUGAUAUUAUUUUAAUAAAAUGUAAGGUAAGAUUCAAGUUACAGAAAGAGUGAAUGAAAGAUGUGAAGUUCCCCUUUUUUCAUUUAGAUGGGGUACAGCCUAACUGUUGAAUGGAAAUGAAGGCCUAGAUGCUGCUAUAAUGAGCCUAAUUCCUGCACAAACUAUUCUGUUAGGAAUGAUCUUCUUUGUUUGUGCAAGGACACCGGAACUACAAACACUGGCAGAGCUAUUAACAAGUCGUUUUAGGGGGACCUUGAUAGUUCAACAAUAGACCUGGGAAAAAAAAAUGUGGAAACCCAUUUCAUGAAGCUCCCGACUAACAGUUAUUGUGCUUGCGUUGCUUCCAGAGUUAAAGAGUCGCUGUCAUGCCUUCUUCACCACGGUGUCCGUGUGGUUUGACCAUUUCAGCACCUCGGAGAUGUGUACGCAGAGGAACUUGAGGUUUUUGACCGUCUCCAUGACAGUCCCAUUGAUGAGGAUGGGGGCGUGCCCAGCCUGGUUCCUCCUGAAGUCCACAAUCAGCUCCUUUGUUUUGCUAACGUUGAGGGAGAGGUUGUUUACCUGGCACCACACCUUCAGAAUGCCUACCUCCUCCCUGUAGGCCGUCUCGUUGUUGUUGGUAAUCAGGCCUACUACUGUUGUGUCGUCAGCAAACUUGAUGGUGGAGAUGGAACUGUGUGAGGCCACGCAGUUGUGGGUAUACAGGGAAUACAGGAGGGGACUGAGGACGCACCCUUGUGGGACCCCCGUGUUGAUAAUCAGUGUGGAGGAGGUAUUGUUGCCCACCUUCACCACCUGGGGUUGGCCGUCAGGAAGUCUAGGAACCAGUUGCACAGGGAGGAGUUCAGUCCCAAGACUGUGAGCUUUGUGGUGAGCUUAGAGGGCACUGUGAUAUUGAAGGCCGAGCUGUAGUCCUCACGUUGCUCUUGUCCAGGUGGGUGAGGGCAGAGUGCAGUGCGAGGGUGAUUGUGUCAUCCGUGGAUCUGGACAGAGUCGAGUGUGUCGGGGACGGAGGAGGUGAUGUAGUCUUUGACUACCCUCUCGAAGCACUUCAUUAUGACGGAAGUGAGUGCUACAGGUCUGUAUUGGUUCAGUUACUUUCCCUGUCUUGGGCACGAGGAUGAUAGUGGACAUCUUGAAGCAGGUGGGGUUAACAGCCUGAGCUAGAGAGAGAUUGAAAAUGUCCAAAAACGGGGCCUCCCGAGUGGCGCAGCAGUCUAAGGCACUGCAUCGCAAUGCUUGAGGCGUCACUACAGACCCGUGUUCGAUCCCAGGCUGUGUCACACCCGGCUGUGACCGGGAGUCCCAUAGGGCGGCGCACAAUUGGCCCAGAGUCGUCUGGGUUAGGGGAGGGUUUGCCGAGGGGGCUUUACUUGGCUCAUCGCGCUCUAGUGACUCCUUGUGGCGGGCCGGGUACAUGCAGGCUGACUUCGGUCGUCAGUUGAACGAUGUUUCCUCCGACACAUUGGUGCGGCUGGCUUCCCGGGUUAAGCGGGCGGGUGUUAAGAGGCGCGGUUUAGCGGGUUUCGAAGGACACAUGACUCAACCGAGCCCGUUGGAGAGUUGCAGCGAUGAGACAAGAUCGUAAUUGGAUAUCACGAAAUUGGGGAAAAGGGGGGGAAGAAAUACAACAAAUAUAUACACUACCGGUCAAAUGGUUUAGAACACCUACUCAUUCAAGGGUUUUUCUUUAUUUUUACAAUUUUCUACAUUGUAGAAUAAUAAUGAAGACAUCAAAACUAUGAAAUAACACAUAUGGAAUCAUGUAGUAACCCAAAAAGUGUUAAACAAAUCUAAAUAUAUUUUAUAUUUGAGAUUCUUCAAAUAGCCACCCUUUGCCUUGAUGACAGGUUUGCACACUCUUGGCAUUCUCUCAACCAGCUUCACCUGGAAAGCUUUUCCAACAGUCUUGAAGGAGUUCCCACAUAUGCUGAGCACUUGUUGGCUGCUUUUCCUUCACUCUGCGGUCCGACUCAUCCCAAACCAUCUAAAUUUGGUUGAGGUCGGGGGAUUGUGGAGGCCAGGUCAUCUGAUGCAGCACUCCAUCACUCUCCUUCUUGGUAAAAUAGCCCUUACACAGCCUGGAGGUGUGUUGGGUCAUUGUCCUGUUGAAAAACGAAUGAUAGUCCCACUAAACCCAAACCAGAUGUGAUGGCGUAUCGCUGCAGAAUGCUGUGGUAGCCAUGCUGGUUAAGUGUGCCUUGAAUUCUAAAUAAAUCACAGACAGUGUCACCAGCAAAACACCCCCACACCAUAACAUUCACACAGUCUCCUCUGAACAUCUGAUGUUGAGAUGUGUAUGUUACUUGAACUCUGUGAAGCAUUUAUUUGGGCUGCAAUUUCUGAGGCUGGUAACUCUAAUGAACUUAUCCUCUGCAGCAGAGGUAACUCUGGGUCUUCCUUUCCUGUGGCGGUCCUCAUGAGAGCCAGUUUCAUCAUAGCGCUUGAUGGUUUUUGCGACUGCACUUGAAGAAACUUUCAAAGUUCUUGAAAUGUUCCGUAUUGACUGACCUUCAUGUCUUUAAGUAAUGAUGGACUGUCUUUUCUCUUUGCUUAUUUGAGCUGUUCUUGCCAUAAUAUGGACUUGGUCUUUUACCAAAUAGGGCUCUCUUCUGUAUACCCCUACUACCUUGUCACAAAACAACUGAUUGGCUCAAACGCAUUAAGAAGGAAAGUAAUUCCACAAAUUAACUUUUAAGAAGGCACACCUGUUAAUUGAAAUGCUUUCCAGGUGACUACCUCAUGAAGCUGGUUGAGAGAAUGCCAAGAGUGUGCAAAGCUGUCAGCAAGGCAAAGGGUGGCUAUUUGAAGAAUCUCAAAUAUAAAAUGUAUUUUGAUUUGUUUAACACUUUUUUGGUUACUACAUGAUUCCAUAUGUGUUAUUUCAUUGUUUUGAUGUCUUCACUAUUAUUCUACAAUGUAGAAAAUAGUAAAAAUAAAGAAAAACCCUUGAAUGAGUAGGUGUUCUAAAACUUUUGACCGGUAGUGUACAUAACAAAAUGUCAGAAAACACAACAGCUAGCUGGUCAGCACAUGCUCUGAGGGUGUGUUAGGGAUGCCACCUGGGCCGGCAGCCUUUCAAGGGUUAACUACGUCCUCCAUGGAGACUGUAAGCACUUAGCCCUCAUUGUCCUCAGUGGCUCUCCUCGGCAGCUCAGAGUCGUUUUGCUCGAAGUGUGAGAAAAAGGUGUUUAGCUCGUCCGGCAGGGCGGUGUUGGUGUCCGCGACGUGACUGACUUUCUUUUUGUAAUCUGUGAUCGUUAGAAGCCCUUUCAACAUACGCCUCGUAUCCGACCUGCUGAGUUGCUCCUCCACUCUGUCCCUAUACUUGUGUCUUGUCAUCUUGAUCGAUCUGCGUAGGUCGUAUUUGUACCGUUUUUUCCCUCCUGCUGUCCAAUAAAACAGUCUGUGUUGAAAUCAUUCUAUACUUUACAGGAAAACUGAAGAUAAAGACAACUUUUAAAAUUUGAUUAGCUAAUUGAAUUCACACAAAACUGGUAGAAAUGCUAUGCCCAUAUCAAGUUCACUUUCAAGAGACAGCAUGGGUAAAACAAAACUAGAAGAAAGGCAGAAAAAGUUGCAAUGCUGUCAAAUGAGAGCAUUAUAUUCCCAAUACUAACAGUGGCAAUUAUUUCAAACUCUUUGUGUGUGUGUGGUAGGAUACAGACACGUGCAGUUGAGGAAUCAGCACAAUGAGGCCCUGCCAGUCUCCAGUCUGUUCAUCUACAGCCGUACAUCUGAAGACAGUGGAACAGCAGGUUCACGGCCUGCGUCAUGGGUGAGUCUGUAGUCUAUAGUGUGUAGUGAGUGUGUAGUGCAGGGUUCUCUCCUACUCCUGUCCUGGAGAGCUACAGGGUGUGCAGGAUUUUGAUUCAGCCCUGCAGUAACCACUAAACUCACGCUGUACUGUGCCUUCUGAAAGUAUUCAGACCCCUUGACUUUUUCCACAUUUUGUUAGGUUACAGCCUUAUUCUAAAAUUGAUUAAAUAGUUUUUCCCCCCUCAUCAAUCUACACACAAUACCAAAUAAUGACAAAGCAAAAACAGGUUUUUAUACAUUUUUGCUAAUUUAUUAAAAGUAAAAAACAGAAAUAUCACAUUUACAUAAGUAUUCAGACCCUUUACUCAGUACUUUGUUGAAGCACCUUUGGCAGCGAUUACAGCCUUGAGUCUUCUUGGGUAUGACGCUACAAGCCUGGCACACCUGUAUUUGGGGAGUUUUUCCCAUUCUUUGCAGAUCCUCUCAAGCUCUGUCAGGUUGGAUGGGGAGCGUUGCUGCACAGCUAUUUUCAGGUCUCUCCAGAGAUGUUCGAUCGGGUUCAAGUCCGGGCUCUGGCUGGGCCACUCAAGGACAUUCAGAGACUUGUCCCGAAGCCACUCCUGCGUUGUCUUGGCUGUGUGCUUAGGGUCAUUGUCCUGUUGGAAGGUGAACCAUCGCCCCAGUCUGAGGUCCUGAGCACUCUGGAGAAGGUUUUCAUCAAGGAUCUCUCUGUACUUUGCUCCAUUCAUCUUUGCCUUGAUCCUGACUAGUCUCCCAGUCCCUGCCGCUGAAAAACAGCCCCACAGCAUGAUGCUGCCACCACCAUGCUUCACCGUAGGGAUGGUGCCUGUUUUCCUCCAGACGUGACACUUUGCAUUCAGGCCAAAUACUUCAAUCCAAGUGGGCUGUCAUGUGCCUUUUACUGAGGAGUGGCUUCCGUCUGGCCACUCUACCAUAAAGGCCUGAUUGGUGGAGUGCUGCAGAGAUGGUUGUCCUUCUGGAAGGUUCUCCCAUCUCCACAGAGGAACUCUAGAGCUCUGUCAGAGUGACCAUCAGGUUUUUGGUCACCUCCCUGACCAAGGCCCUUCUCCCCCGAUUGCUCAGUUUGGCCAGGCGGCCAGCUCUAGGAAGAGUGUUAGUGGUUUCAAACUUCUUCCAUUUAAGAAUGAUGGAGGCCACUGUGUUCUUGGGGACCUUCAAUGCUGCAGACAUUUUUUGGUACCAUUCCCCAGAUCGGUGCCUCGAUAAAAUCAUGUCUCAGAGCUCUACGGACAAUUCCUUCGACCUCAUGGCUUGGUUUUUGCUCUGACAUGCACUGUCAACUGUGGGACCUUAUAUAGACCGGUGUAUGCCUUUCCAAAUCAUGUCCAAUCAAUUGAAUUGACCACAGGUGGACUCCAAUCAAGUUGUAGAAACAUCUCAAGGAUGAUCAGUGGAAACAGGAUGCACCUGAGCUCAAUUUCGAGUCUCAUAGCAAAGGGUCUGAAUACUUACGUAAAUAAGGUAUUUCUGUUUUUUAUUUUAAAUACAUUUGCAAACAUUUCUAAAAACCUGUUUUCUCUUUGUCAUUAUGGGGUAUUGUGUGUAGAUUGAUGAGGAUUUUUUUUAAAUAAUCAAUUUUAGAAUAAGGCUGUAACAUAACAAAAUGUGGAAAAGGUCAAUGGAUCUGAAUACUUUCCGAUGACACUGUAUGUGUGUGUGUGUGUGUGUCUCCCAGCUUUUUAGUACAGAGGAGCGUAGGGCUGCUGUGCAGUACAGGGUCACCGUACAUGGAGUCCCUGGGCCUGAGCCUUUCACAGUGGUGGAUGUGAGUGAGAGGACCACUGCCAGAGAGCUCCUACACAAUGUGAGCAUGGCAUUUUUCACUUCACCAUGUACUGUACCUCUGCAUUCUACACAUUUGGAUCUUCGAGAUUCAUUUUAACAGUGCAGCUGCACCAAUAUAAUGCUUAAUCUCUCUUUCUCUCUCCCGCUCUGCCUCCCAGAUCCUUCCAUCCCUCUCUGCCUCCCAGAUCAUUCCAUCCCUCUCCUCCUCCACUUGCUUCUCCUUCUCUUCUUGCUUCCUGAUGGAAGAGAGGGUGGCAUUGCCCCGUGAGAGGGGGGAGGCUCGGGGUGAGAGGGGGGAGGUUCGGAGGCCUCUCCUGCAGAGGAUCAUCAGGCCUGAGGAGGAGAUACUCAGGGUUGUUGAGAGCUGGAACCCUGACGAAGGCUACCUGGGCAGAGUGUGCCUCAAAACAAGAGAAAAGGUCAGGUUGUAUUUCAACCUACUCAAAAUCACUGUUCCGUUCUCUUAUGACCAAAUGUAUGACUUUCAAUUGGUAAAGUCAUUGCACAGUUUCUAAAUUGUGUUGCUUCAGAGCAUGGAAUUCUAAUUAUAUUGGACAUUUUUGUCUUUGAUCUACUCAACCUGUUCAGCUUGUUCAACCCCAAAAACUGCACUGGGGGCGCUGCGCUGCAGCUGACUCUGUUCCUUUCAAUGUGUGGAAUGCGCCAAUUAUGCCAUUCUUUGCAGAUAUGAAUUAACUGUUGUUGAUGUCUCUAAAAAAGACUCAAUCUUAACCAUACGUUUACUAUUCACCUUUGUUUCAGCCUAUGAAUGAGGAGAAGCCAGUUUUAGAGGAGAUGGACGUAAGCUGUGGACUGGAGGACGAUUCCUUUCUGGUGGAAGUACAUGGAGUGUCUCCUGACCAAUCACCAGUGACCCUCAGAGCUCCCAGACACAUCACAGGCAAUGACCUCAUCCAACAGGUAAGCAUAUGGGAGUCAGGCACUCUCUUGAUAUGUUUUUAGAUGUUCAGUGUCAUUGGAGAAUCAAAUGGACUGUCCAUCCUUGCACCAGUCUAUGAAGCUCAAUCUAUGAAUUUGGGCGUGGUUACAUUUCACUAACACCAUCCCUUAGCUUACCAAACAAAGUUGCAGGGGCAGGCUGUUCAAAUUACAGAUCAUGCCUUUAACCGUGUACCUGAUCUCCAUUUCACUUGCAGACACUGAGGAAAGCCAGACAGUCCAGCCUCCUGCUGUCAGCGGACAACGCCAGCGACUACAUUCUGAUAGAGGAGGUGGUCAAGGAACCCCUGGGGCGCAGGCUCCCUGCCAGACCCACCCAGAGGAUCCUCCUGGACCAGGACUGUGUGUUCCAAGCCCAGGGGAGGUGGAGGGGUCAGGGGAAGUUCAUCCUCAGACUCAGGGAGCAGGCUCAGGGAAAAGAGGUGAGGAUAUACAUAGGAUGAGGACAUUCUGUAUGUGAUGAGGGGUGUGUGAGUGUGUGUGUGUGUGUGUGUGUGUGUGUGUGUGAGAUACUUCAGGUGUUGUUGAUAGCCAAAUGAAUGAGAUUUCCUGCAUGGGCCACAUGUAUUGAAUUUGUCAGUAACUGUAAAUAUGUUUAGGUAAAAAUGUUUGCUGUGUUUAAGAUGGCAUGACCAACCCAAUCAAAAGAACAGUUUGCAAAUGUCUCAAAAUCUUAACAAAUCCCACUAUUUUGUAAUGACUGAAAUUGGGGUUAUUUCUCUGGAGUAGCUGGCCAUAACUAACAGCUUUAAUGUCCUCAGACAGCUCAGCGUGAAGACUGUGUCAGACCUGUUCGCGAGGAUCGGCGGAAAGGAAUAUCGUUGGCGAGCGAGUUGAAACGACUGACAGGCCGGAGCCGGGCCGUAUGGAUCGGGGCUCACGCCUGCUCUGAGGUGGUGCACAGCAAGGACGAGAGGGCAGUGUGCUGUCUGCAUCUGAAUGAAACCAGAGAG